UUUCAGGUUUCAAAUGCUCUGUUAGUCUUUUGUCCGAUUUACAUGCACCUGUUUCUGGUUGAGACAGUCCAAUCAACUCCAAGACAUCGCCAACAUGCUCCUUGGUUGCACAAGGCACUGAAGAUUGUCAAGGAACGAUACAAUUCAAUGAGGCAUGCAGCAACUAUUGUUGUAAGCAGUCCAACGCUCAAGGGUAUGUCACUGGUUUCCUUCUUUUAUGAGUUGGGAAUGUCCGGCAUCAGCGGUGUCUUACUGUACUACCUGAAGGCAGCCUUUGGUUUCAACAAAAAUCAAUUUUCAGAAAUUCUGAUGAUGGUGGGAAUAGGAUCAAUUGUUUCCCAGAUUCUGAUUCUUCCUCUCGUCAAUCCAUUAGUUGGAGAGAAAGUGAUACUUUGCACAGCCUUACUUUCAUCAAUUGCUUAUGCAUUGUUUUAUGGCUUGGCAUGGGCUUCUUGGGUACCAUAUCUAAGCGCUUCAUUUGGAGUCAUCUAUGUCCUUGUCAAACCUGCUACUUAUGCUAUUAUAUCAAGAGCAUCAAGUUCAGCUGAUCAGGGAAAAGCACAAGCAUUUAUCGCUGGUGUGCAAUCAAUUGCAGAUUUGUUAUCACCAUUUGCAAUGAGUCCACUGACCUCUUUAUUUUUGUCCAGCGAUGCACCUUUCAACUGCAAAGGUUUCAGUAUUGUCUUGGCAUCUUCAUGCAUGGUGAUAUCUCUAUGUUGCGCUUGCUUGCUAAAGCAUGAAAAGCCAUCAAAGAAUAUCUUGGUAGACGAUGGAGAAAAUAUCGAAGCACCACUUCUAUCAAAAAAUUAACUUUUGAUGUUGGUAUGAUUGGCAGUUAUUUAUGUAUGUAUCCUUCUUCUAGGUUGAUCAUAGUGUGUAAAUUUUGGUGUUCAUAAUUGUAUCUAAUGAAUGUAAAUCUAUUAAACAUAAAACUGUGCCAUAGCCAAUGGCUUUUCCACUAAUGAAGAAUGAUAAUCAAAUCUUUCUUAAA
Messenger RNA from Camellia sinensis, 991 nucleotides. The record is from RefSeq and is a predicted model, not a curated record. Lineage: Eukaryota; Viridiplantae; Streptophyta; Magnoliopsida; Ericales; Theaceae.